This is a messenger RNA of Puma concolor (puma), 1231 nucleotides long. It is a transcript of the gene BTLA, whose product is annotated as B and T lymphocyte associated. Gene Ontology annotation, cellular component: plasma membrane. The record is from RefSeq and is a predicted model, not a curated record. Lineage: Eukaryota; Metazoa; Chordata; Mammalia; Carnivora; Felidae. Gene Ontology annotation, biological process: immune response-regulating cell surface receptor signaling pathway. Gene Ontology annotation, molecular function: signaling receptor activity.
UUCUGUAUCUCACAGAUGUCACUGAGGUAGGUAACGUGGUCCAAGCCUGAGGAAUUCAAGGAAAGAAGAGAAGUCUACUGGACUUUUUCCAUCCCUGAUAUGCACAGGAAAUGAAGAGAUCACCUGGCAUGCUUGGAAUUGAGAAAAUGUCCUGGGUGCUCUUCCUAAUCCCACAUCUGGGCAUCUGGAGUAUCAACGGGCAAAGAUCAUGUAAUGAACAACUGUAUGUAAAGAGAUAUUCCACAUACACUGUGUCAGCAGAGCAUCCAUUUAAUCUGGAGUGCCCUGUGAAAUACUGUACUAAGAAGCCUGUUGUGACCUGGUGCAAGCUCAAAGGAAAAAACUGUUUACCUCUUGCAUAUAAACUUCUGGGAUACACAACUUGGAAAGAAGGGGAGAAUAUUUCAGUUUUUAGUCUUCAUUUUAAUCGCACGCUGGCUAGUGAUUCUGGUUCAUACCGCUGUUCUGCAAAUUUUACAUCUGGAGUUAUUGAAAGCCAUUCAGUAACCAUUAAUGUGACAGAACAGACUCAAAAUAAUUCAGAAUACCCUCUAAUAAAUACAACUGGUGCCUCAGGACCACCCUCUCAGGAAGUGACGGCUGACAAACGAUGGAUGCUUUAUAGUUUGCUUCCUUUGGGGGCAUUGCCUCUGCUCAUUACCUGUUUGUGCCUGUUCUUCUGCCUUAGAAGGCACCAAGCAGAAAAAAAGGAGCCUUCUGACACAGCAGGAAGGGAAAUUAACCUGGUUGAUAUUCCCCAGCCCUUUCGGAGUGAGGAAACUGAAGUGGGAACCGGGCAAAAUCCCCAAACACUGCUAUCAGAAACUGGUACUUAUGAUAAUGACCCCUGGUUCAGGGUCCAGGAAGACUCUGAAGUUUAUUCUAACCCAUGUCUGGAGGAAAACAAGCAGGGCAUUGUUUACGCUUCUUUGAACCAUUCUGUCAUUGGAAUAAACCCAAGACAAUCAAGGAAUGUGAAAGAAACACCUACAGAAUAUGCGGCCAUAUGUGUGAGGAGUUAAAUUCGAUCUUGAUCUCCAACUGGUGAUCACUGAAAGAUAUGCAUGUCAACACCAUUACCAAGCCCAACAAAAGGUUAAAUAACAUUCCUUGACCUGAGAAGCUUCACUUUAAGGAGGUUCAUGUUGGUGCUCGGGUCUUAAGGGUUCAUAGGACAAAUGACUAAAAUUUCUCCCCCCAAAUUCUGAGGGAACUUUUUAUAUGACCCCCU